AUGGGUCGAGUUUCAUCAAAUGAGAAUGUGUCGAGUUUCAUCAAAUCAGAAUGUGUCGAGUUUCAUCAAAUGAGAAUGUGUCGAGUUUCAUCAAAUGAGAAUGGGGCUGAUGUGAGAAAUCCUCGAUACAACAGAACUACUGCGAGAUUGAUGAAAACGGGAGGUAACUCUAUUCAAACAAUACAUUCAAGAAACAGUAAUAAUCAUGUUGUUGGAAUAACGAAUGGAAAAACAGUUGGGAUAGGGGGAGUGUUAGGUGCCAAGGAAGGCAAGGCCAUUGGGGACAGUUUACGACAGGGACUGCGAAAAGCGUUACCAUUCGCAAAUAACAUCAAACAAAACUACCGAGUGCCAUCAACAGGAAAAGGUGUAGCAAGGAAAAGUAAUGUAAAUACGAGGCAAACACAUAGUAAAAAACAUGUAAACACGAUACGUAAAAACACAGUCCCUGGAAGAGCUCGCACGAGUGCCGGAAGUAAUUUACAACGAAGUAUUGCUGCGAUACCAACUAGUGCCACUCGAGUAAGAUUAAACAAAAUGGCGGGCAACAGUGGAGCUGGAAGUGGUAAUACCAAAACAGGUACCGAAACUCAUUCUCAAAAGCAGAUGGCUUCCGGUAAAGCUGUGGUUAAGAACGCUGUUCGAGGAUCUGCAACUGGUAUCACUCGAAAAACUGCUAAUUCAAAAACAAGACAGGCACGAGGUCCCUCAGUAAGAGGUGCGUCCUCAAAAUCAAGAUCCGGGUCUUCUCUUUCCUCUAAUAGUAGAGGAAAAUCUCGGUCGUCUAGUAUGAGGGGGGAUACAUCGCAAGGAUCAUCGAACGGACGAAAUAUAGCGGUCGCAACAAAUAGCAACCAAAACGGAAAAAUCCGGAAUAAUUCUGGAAACACAAGAUUUCCAAGAAAUCAGAUAUCCGAUGGAAAUAAAGGAAGAAAUUCCCGGCAUUUUUACAGAAAUAAUGGGCAAAAUUUUCACAAUUCGGCACGAUUUGAUAAUGGAAAUUCUGCGGGGUUAAUGAAUGGUAAUAACAGGAUGCAAACAUCACAACGAAGAUAUCCGUCAUUUCAUGUGACCUCGGGUAUGCAGUCUAAUAUACGACGUAGAACUGGGGGAAUUCCGAACGGAAUUUCAAACAGCGGUAAAAGAGUGGUUGUUCAAAACGGAAGACGAAUUAUUAUUUCUCCGUCUCAAUACACCAUGCAACAACAUAGCCAAAAUGUUCCACAGCAGCAUCAGAAUCAGCGCCAGGUACGGCUAGUCGGCGAAGCUUUGGAAGGCGGACUGGAGAGUAUGGAUAUAGAUAAUAUAAUCGGAUUAGCAUCAAAGAUCGCUUCAGUCAAAUUAGCAAAUUCGGUUCUGUCAUCCUUGAGUGGUCAGGAAGGAACACCGCAACUCUCACGUUUUUUAAUCAAUUCAGAACUCGACAUCGUUCCGGAAUUAAUUGUGCCGGCUUCGAGACAAGUCAUACAGGCGCCGAGACGGCCGAGGCAUAUCGUUACAAUAAAACAGAACUCACCAGCUGUUGUUCAAUCACCAUCCUCACAAGUUAGAAACGAAAUCAAGGUCGCGCAAAGCGGAUACGGUACACCAGUAUUAGUCCGAUCAGGUGGAGAUAUCCAGUUCUCUCGGGUAGACCAGACCGGUACACAAAUAUCGAGUGUUAUAAUAAGUCAUAAAAUACAAAACGUAAACAAUCCAAAUAAGGCAACGACUGUCAAAACUAGUCCUGAAAACGGCCAAAACAUUGGAACAAAAACCGGAACCGGAAAUAGUGCAAAUGGAGGGACAAGUAAACAAGCACCAGAACCUGAAUUAGAAAUGGAAAUGGAACAAGAAGGUUUGUCUACGACUACAACUAUUGCUCCAAAAGCAAAAACCGACAAACCGUUGUUGCCACCAACAACAACAGUAGCGAACUCUGUACUAGUGACGUAA
Messenger RNA from Ylistrum balloti, 1935 nucleotides. RefSeq lists its product as uncharacterized. Lineage: Eukaryota; Metazoa; Mollusca; Bivalvia; Pectinida; Pectinidae. The transcript is spliced from 3 exons. The record is from RefSeq and is a predicted model, not a curated record. The coding region runs from base 1 to 1935 and encodes 644 amino acids.